This is a messenger RNA of Lactuca sativa (garden lettuce), 1425 nucleotides long. Its product is annotated as protein arginine N-methyltransferase 1.1. Gene Ontology annotation, cellular component: nucleus. Gene Ontology annotation, biological process: peptidyl-arginine methylation, to asymmetrical-dimethyl arginine; chromatin remodeling. NCBI's taxonomy places the organism in Eukaryota, Viridiplantae, Streptophyta, Magnoliopsida, Asterales, Asteraceae. Gene Ontology annotation, molecular function: protein-arginine N-methyltransferase activity; histone methyltransferase activity. The record is from RefSeq and is a predicted model, not a curated record.
UGACACAAGUGGAUGAAUUGCACACAAAAACAGCGAGCUCCAUAAACCCUAAAACCGAGCUCUCUUUCCCUCAGCCCCUCUUUACCCUAAAACCCUAAAAAAAGAGCUCCGAAGAGCUAUCAAUCCAGAGCGGAAAGCAGACAGCCAGACACUCGAAACUCAACUAUGACCGAAGCCAUUCCAUCAAAGGUCAUGUUUCCGUACGAAGACGCAGAUGAAACCUUAGAAGAAGCAGCCACCGCCAGCUCCAACUUGGAGGAGGACUCCGCCAUGUGCGAGCCCGAGGAUGCUUCGGUGGCUGGUGGCGAUAAGACCAGUGCUGAUUAUUACUUCGAUUCCUACUCCCAUUUCGGUAUUCAUGAGGAAAUGCUGAAGGAUGUGGUGAGAACCAAGACUUACCAGAAUGUUAUUUACAAGAACAAGUUUUUAUUCAAGGACAAGAUUGUUCUUGAUGUUGGAGCUGGAACAGGAAUACUAUCCCUCUUCUGUGCAAAAGCUGGAGCAAAACAUGUUUAUGCUAUUGAGUGCUCACAAAUGGCUGACAUGGCAAAAGAGAUUGUUAAAGCAAAUGGUUUUUCAGAUGUUAUAACUGUAUUGAAGGGAAAAGUUGAGGAAAUUGACCUUCCUGUCCCUCAAGUGGAUAUUAUAAUUUCAGAAUGGAUGGGGUACUUUUUGUUAUAUGAGAACAUGUUAAAUACAGUUUUGUAUGCUCGUGAUAAAUGGCUGGUUAAGAAUGGAAUUGUGCUACCUGAUAACGCAUCUCUCCAUCUCACAGCAAUUGAGGAUGCAGAGUACAAAGAAGACAAGAUUGAAUUUUGGAACAAUGUAUAUGGAUUCGACAUGAGUUGUAUCAGGAAGCAAUCAAUGAUGGAACCUCUUGUUGACACAGUUGACCAAAAUCAAAUUGUAACAAAUUCUCAGUUACUUAAGACAAUGAACAUUUCCAAAAUGACAUCAGGGGAUGCAUCAUUUACAGCUCCUUUCAAGCUUGUGGCUGAACGUGAUGAUUACAUUCAUGCCCUUGUGGCAUACUUUGAUGUCUCCUUUAGCGUGUGUCACAAAAUGACAGGCUUCUCUACAGGGCCAAGGUCAAGAAACACACAUUGGAAACAAACGGUUUUAUAUCUUGAAGAUGUGUUGACUAUUUGUCAAGGAGAGUUUGUUGUCGGGACAAUGACAGUCACACAAAACAAGAAAAACCCGAGAGAUGUCGACAUCACUCUCAAGUACACGUUAAAUGGACGUCGUUGUAAUGUCUCAAAAACCCAACAAUAUAAAAUGCGUUGAAUGGACACAAGGGUAUUUUGGUCAUUUCUUGGGGUGUUUUUGAAACUUGUUUAAGAAUCCCGAUUUAUGUGACACGGUUAUUGUAACAUCUCAAAUUGGUUUUUUUCAUUAAUGAUUUCUUGGCAUUCUAUAUUCUAA